This is a messenger RNA of Antechinus flavipes (yellow-footed antechinus), 4321 nucleotides long. It is a transcript of the gene RABL6, whose product is annotated as RAB, member RAS oncogene family like 6. Gene Ontology annotation, cellular component: cytosol; nucleus. Gene Ontology annotation, molecular function: GTP binding. NCBI's taxonomy places the organism in Eukaryota, Metazoa, Chordata, Mammalia, Dasyuromorphia, Dasyuridae. The coding region runs from base 433 to 2742 and encodes 769 amino acids. The transcript has 15 exons. The record is from RefSeq and is a predicted model, not a curated record.
CGAGCUGGCCCAAGAUGGCGACGCAAGCGAGCGGCUGGUGGCGGUGCCGAAGGCCGGGGAAGCUGUGCUACGUCCUGUGAGGACCCCUGGAGCCGUGGCCUGAAGGCCAGGAGGGAGCCUGGGCGAGGGCUAACCUGUAACCGUCUCGAUCCGAGCUGCAGAGACUAAAGGUCCGACUGACCAUCGUUUCCUCCUCCGCCUCCGGCCUUUAAGAGAGCUAGCCAGAGCUCUGCUCGGGGAGAGGGGGGCCAAGAAGAGGCCACCCUACCAACUGUCCCCCAGCCUUGCCCUCUCUCCCCCCUCCCCGGGCAUGGUCCCCUCCCCGUGCCCGCCCGGUGCUUGCCCCUCCCUGAUUGAGGACGCCGGGGGAGCCCUCUGAGUCCUCCGGGACCGUUGUAGGGAGGGAGGCGCAGAGCUGGGGAGGGGAGGAAGAUGUUUUCUGUUCUCAAAAAGCUGGUGGGGUCGGACCAGGCUCCGGGCCGGGACAAGAACAUCCCCGCGGGCCUACAGUCCAUGAACCAAGCGCUGCAGAGGAGGUUCGCCAAAGGAGUGCAAUACAACAUGAAAAUAGUGAUCCGAGGAGACAGAAACACAGGAAAAACCACCCUCUGGCAUAGACUACAAGGGAAGAAGUUUGUUGAAGAAUAUAUACCUACACAAGAGAUACAAGUCACCAGUAUCCACUGGAAUUAUAAAACCACAGAUGACAUUGUAAAGGUUGAAGUCUGGGAUGUAGUUGACAAGGGAAAGUGCAAAAAACGAGGAGAUGGUUUGAAACUGGAAAAUGAUCCCCAGGAGGCAGAAUCAGAGAUGGCUCUGGAUGCUGAGUUCCUGGAUGUAUAUAAGAACUGUAAUGGUGUAGUCAUGAUGUUUGAUAUCACAAAGCAAUGGACCUUCAACUACAUACUUCGGGAACUUCCCAAAGUGCCGACCCAUGUUCCCGUGUGUGUGCUGGGGAACUACAGAGACAUGGGGGAACACCGAGUCAUCCUGCCAGAUGAUGUGCGGGAGUUUAUUGAUAACCUCAACAGACCCCCAGGUUCUUCUUACUUUCGAUAUGCUGAAUCUUCCAUGAAGAAUAGCUUUGGCCUAAAGUAUCUGCAUAAAUUCUUCAAUAUUCCAUUCUUACAACUGCAGAGAGAGACAUUGCUCCGUCAGCUAGAGACUAAUCAGCUAGACAUCGAUGCCACAUUGGAAGAGCUGUCAGUGCAGCAAGAGACUGAAGACCAAAACUACGAAAUUUUUCUGGAGAUGAUGGAAGCAAGAAAUCGAGGACAUGCAUCUCCACUAACAGCCAAUGGACAGAGUCCGUCUUCUGGUUCCCAAUCACCCAUCGUGCCUCCCAGCACAACUUCAACAGGGAGUUCCAGCCCCAGCACACCUCAGCCAGCUCCUCAACAGCUUCUUGCUAAUUCUGCUACCUGCCCCUCUCUUCCACCUUCCGUGUCACCUGUACCCCCAUCAGAGGCACAAACCCAGGCAACUUCUCCAGCUAUUGUUGCCACCUCCCCAGGCCCACCAACCCCAGCCCCACCCCAACCUCAGGCCCAGCGUCGAAGCAUCAUUUCAAGGCUGUUUGGAACCUCACCAGCUUCUGAGGCUAUCCCUUCACCUCCUGAGCCCGCCCACUCUGUAGAGGCACCAGCAAAAGUCCAGAGUGUUGAAGAUUUUAUUCCUGAAGACAGCCUGGAUAGGAGCUUCCUGGAAGAUACAAAUCUGAAGGAUGAGAAGAAAAUCAGAACAAAAGUUGAGCAUGAAAGUGAUAGCGAUGGGGACACCACUGGGGGAAACCCCAUGGUAGCUGGUUUCCAGGAUGACCUGGACCUUGAAGACAAGCCAUCCUGCAAAUCUUCCUUGCCAGCAGACCCCAUCCCAAGUAGAAACAUCGCGCUCUCUAGUGAGGAUGAAGCUGAUGAGGUGUCAGCUUGCCCUCAAGUCACCAAUCUUAGCACCCAAAAGAAUUUGGAACCUGAGACAAAAUGGUCUUCCAGAAAUACCUUGAAACCACAGAGUGAAGCAGUUUCCACCAAAGCCACCGACUCCAAACUUCAAGUUAGUUUACCCAUUCGUUCAGGAUCUGAGAAGUGUAGUGGUACUAACCCUACUUCUGAAACUCUGCUUGGCAAUGAAGCUCCAUCCCAGGUACCCAAAACGGUUUCUCAGAAUAAAGAUUCCACUUCUAAAUUCAGAGAGGUGAAAGAUGAAAAACGAGAGUCCUCAGAGAGUGAUCCAGAAGGACCCAUUGCUGCUCAGAUGCUGUCCUUUGUCAUGGAUGAUCCUGAUUUUGAGAGUGAAGAGUCUGACACUCAGAAGAAAGCGGAGGAGUUUCCAGUAAGAGAAGACCUCUCAGAUGUUACAGAUGAAGAUAUGCCACCUGCAAAGCUCCCUCAGCCCAUUAAGCCUACAGUUCACUCCUUUAAAAUGAAAAAUGAUUCAGAUCUCUUUGGUUUGGGCCUGGAAGAGCCUGGCCCUAAAGAAAGCAGUGAUGAAGAUAAGGAAGGCAAACUCACAUCUAAGGAGAAGAAGAAAAAGAAGAAGAAAAGCAAAGAGGAGGAGGAGAAGACUGCAAAAAAAAAAAGCAAGCACAAAAAAGCAAAGGACAAGGAAGAAGGAAAGGAUGAGAAGAAGAGAAAGAAAAAGAGGAGCAAGGAGAAGACUGAGAUUGAUGAACUCGAAGCCUUCCUUGGGGGUGGGGCCAUAGCCCCCAAACAGCAUGGGGGUGGAGACUAUGAGGAGCUCUAGGGUGCAUGGGAACCCAUAGACCUAUCAUUCAUCUCUGCUUCUGAGCCUUGGCAGGAUGAGGGGCUGCCAGGUAGGACCUGGGCUGGUCUGCCAGAUGCCCCUCAGAGACCAUAAAGGUAGGGAGAUGGGGAGUUCAGUGUGUGUCCUGAUAGACAUUCCAGUGUUAAGGACCAGUAACCGUUGUUGGGUAGGAACUGUCAGAUAAAAGGCUUGGGUGAGGGACUGGGAGAACAAAGCCUGGUUCUAACCCACCCAUUUCUCAAAUAAGCCCAGUGCAAAAGGGAAAGAGGGGCACAGCUCCCCAUCAUACCUUCCCACUUCUCCCAUUCAUUGCUAUUUCCAAGACACUCCAAUUUUUAACUGCUAAUGAAAUACUAGCAGUAUCAGCCUAACCAAUUUGUUCUCUUAACCUUGGGGAGGAAUUGAGAUUUCAGCUCUAUUUUUCAUAACUUUUUUUUUUCUUAAAGAUACUUUGGCCUUUACUAUGCCCCAUAGUAAUCGUUAUGAGAAAAGUUAAUAAGACAGCUAAGGAAAUUUUGUUGAGCUGCCUGCCUUUCUGGGGCACAAGUUUACUGAGUGUUCCAGCUUUUAUCUUUUUCCCCAUCCCCCAUAGCUCCAGAAAUCCUUGGCUUUAGGAGCUGAUAACGGCUUUACAGUUUGAGGCAGGGGCACAGAAGAGAUAAGGAUCCAGGUAGGAAAGGGGAAUGGUUGUGGAAUGCAAGUGUCUUUUGUAUUAGUAUGAACCUUGGCCAGGUUCAUGGCCCAGACUCCUUUGCCCUAUUGCCCCAGUAACCCUACAGUACUUCUCAGGGACAUGACAAAAAGCCUUUUUAGGCACUUGCAGGAAUCCCAGCCUGUUUACAUAGGAGGAGGGUGAGGGGUUUUAGAGCAGAGGAGCUGUGGAAACAGGGAACCACUUUUAUUUUCUCAAACUUCCAGAAGCAUUUCAGAUCUAGUUCUUGUCUCCUGGUUGUUAUUGUGUUUUGACAUUACAUUAUUUCAGGCCCCUGUCUCUAUCUUCUACCCUUGGUGGUCUCUUAGCUCACUCCAUGUUCCUUCAUCCUAGAGCAAAAGGGAAAAACCAUGACAUCCCUUUUAUGUUCAGGAACCAGCCCAUUCCAAAGCAUUGGUGAUAAGGGUAAAUAGUCCCCACCCUUCCACGAUGCUCUAGAACCUCAGUCCAAGGUUCAUUAUUUCUCCCAGUGCCCCAUUCUCACCCUUUCUAUUCCAAGGACCAGGAGGAUCUGUUCUCCUUGCCCAGAGGAAAUUAUGAAUCACAACUAUUUUCCAGUGCUGCUCAAUUUCUUCCAGACUCCAUUAUCUUCAGAGUGGCUGAUUUGUGUGUGAUGGACAAGGGAGUGGGGUUUUGAAUGGCAAUACUUCUUGGAAGGCGGUUUCUUUUUCCAAAUCUGUCCACUUCCAGUCUCAAUUGUGGCCAUGAGGAGGGAAUUAUCAUUUGGGCUCAGAGAGGAAAUACCACAAGGAAGCAGGGGUAUGAAAACUUGUGUUUUUUUUAAAGUUUGUUCCCAUCAUGUUCUAUUGGAUGCUCCACUCUGACCAUAAAGCGCUCUUUUACUGC